This is a messenger RNA of Eimeria acervulina, 600 nucleotides long. RefSeq lists its product as hypothetical. The record is from RefSeq and is a predicted model, not a curated record. NCBI's taxonomy places the organism in Eukaryota, Apicomplexa, Conoidasida, Eucoccidiorida, Eimeriidae. Bases 1 to 600 code for a protein of 199 amino acids. The transcript has 2 exons.
AUGCUCAAUCAAUUCGGCAGCGAAAGAAGCAGCAGCAACAGCAGCAAAAACAGCAGCAGCAGCAAUAACAACAGCAGCAACAGCAGCACUAGCAACAACAGCAACAGCAGCUGCAGCAGCAGCACCAGCACAAGGACCAACAGCAGCAGCAGGAUCAUCGGCAACAGCAGCAGCGCCAACAGAAGCAGCAGCACCACCACCAACAGCAGCGCCAACAGCAGCAGCAACAGCAGCAACAGCAGCAGCAACAGCAGCAGCAACAGCAACAGCAGCCGCAGCAGCAGCAGCAACAGCAGCAACAGCAGCAGCAGCAGCAACAGCAACAGCAGCAACAGCAACAGCAGCAGCAGCAGCAGCAGCAGCAAGAGCAACAGCAAGAGUGGAGAUUACGAGAAGAGCUGCUGCCCAUCAGUGGGAGGAGGAGAACUGCAGCAGCAGCAGCAGCAUCAACAGCAGCAGCAGCAGCACAAACAGCAGCAGCAAGAAAAGAGCCAUGAGAAACAGACGCAACAGCAACAGCAGCAGCAGCAGCAGCAGCACAACACCCGAUACAACAGGAGCAGCAACAGCAGCAGCUACAGCAACAAUAGCAACAGGUAA